GACUUUUAAAGGCUAGUUAUACCAUGUCCCCAUCAGGAUAUCACGAUAGAAACCUUUAUUAAGCCCGCAUUAUACUUAUAGGAUCAGCAAUCAGAUCAUUAGUUCCUGCGUUAUCAAAUCCGUGAGCCAAUAAGCACCAAAUACUUAAAUGCAACUUAGCGAUAGGGGAAACCCGAACCCCACGCGAAUCAGCAGAGCGAGCCCGUCAUCAGUAAGCAAGGAUAUCCGACAUUUCAAUUGAAAAUGAACAUAAAUUCUUCCCCAAAUCUUGACUCCUUUUGGUGCUACCACGUACAGCAGUAAUAGCGCUGCUAGCAAAAGAAAACAUGGCUGUACAGCAGCACGAGUCGAAGGAACCCGAUUCGUCCUUGACAGAUACUCCGCAGAGGCUGAGAAACGCCGAGGAUGAUCUUGAGGUUGCCUUGCAUGGCACUAAAAGAGCUAUCAAAUCGCGCCAUGCGCAGAUGCUUGUUAUAGGUGGUACCAUUGGCACUGGACUCUUUGUCGGGACGGGGCAGGCAUUGGCAAUCGCGGGCCCUGCCUUUCUCUUCUCUGCGUACUUGGUGAUCUGUUUUCUCGUCUACGGCAUCGUCACCGCGAUUGUCGAAGUCGGUGCCUAUCUGCCGGUGUCGGGCAUGUCCGUAGCGUACUACGGAAACCGAAUGGUGUCACCUAGUCUUGGCUUCGCCUUGGGUUGGCUGUAUUGGUAUACCUGGGGUAUAAGUGUCGCGUACGAGAUCACAGCCGCCGCAGUCGUGAUUAGCUAUUGGCCAACCACUGUUCCAGUUGCUGUAUGGAUCACGAUAAUGCUAGUAGUAAUUGUCGCACUGAACUUCUUUCCUGUUGGAGUCUACGCCGAGGUGGAGUUCUGGUGUGCGUCAAUCAAAGUUUUCACCAUCAUUGGGCUCUUGAUUCUAUCAGUGGUCUUAUUCUUCGGUGGCGGGCCAAACCAUACUCGCUUGGGCUUUUGGUACUGGCAGGACCCUGGCGCGACUAAUCAAUACCUCGUGGGAGGUGCCGGCGGUCGGUUCUGUGCUUUUUUGUUCACCCUUAUCUACUCCUGCUUCAGCUUCAACUUCAGUCCCGAGUUGAUCAUCAUCACAGCAGGCGAGAUGAAGUCUCCCCGCAAGAACCUUCCAAAGGCCGCUCUGCAUUUCAUCUGGCGCUUAAUCAUGUUUUAUGCCCUUGGUGCGCUUGCUAUUAGUGUCAUAUGUCGAAGUGACGAGUCGGCGUUAACCAACGGUGGAAAAGGGGCAGCCGCAUCCCCAUGGGUUAUCGCUAUCAAGAACGCUGGAAUUCAUGCAUUAGACAGUAUUAUCAAUGCCGUGAUCAUAACAUCAGCUUGGUCUAGUGGGAAUUCGGUAUUAUACAUGUCCAGCCGCUCAUUAUACUCUCUUGCCAUAGUUGGAAACGCACCUAAGAUAUUCAGCUAUUGCAACAAGCACGGGGUACCAGUCCAUGCGGUUAUAGCUUCGAGCUUAUUAUCUUUGUUAGCAUACCUAAAUGUCGGCAUUGUUAGUGGCAUUAUGUUCAAUUGGUUCGUAAGUAUCAUUAACACGGCGGCAUUCAUAAGCUGGGUUUGUUGCUGCCUCAUUUAUUUUCGCUUCAAAAAGGCAUGUAUCGCACAGGGCAUAUCUAAUUCUGAUUUGCCCUAUACAAGUGUCUUACAGCCAUGGGCAGCGUGUAUUGCUAUUGUAGCAUUCGGCGUCUUUGGGCUACUAAACGGAUUUCAGGUAUUCUUCCCGAGUCGAUUCACUGUAUCCGGCUUUCUUACAGCGUACAUUGGGAUUCCAGUAUUCUUGUUCAUAUACCUGGGCCACAGAAUCUCGGUUAGGAAAGACCCCUGGAUUAGGCCACCCGACUCCGUUGAUCUAAAAACGGGGUUGGCAGAUAUAUUGGCAGAUGAAGAAGCCGAUGCCGCCAUCGAAGCGCUGAUUCCCUCUACCAAACAUAAUCGAAACCGGUGGUUAAAGAAGAUGUGCAUAGUAUGGGGAUGGUACUAAAGUGACAUUCACCUGUUCAAAAACAGUAUAGACUUCCGUAGUCCCCAGCUUACGCCGAGGGCCGAAGCCGAAACCGAAGCCGGACGCGUAUAGGAAACGAGAAGGAGAAGAACGCUAGAGAUCAACUUAUCCCUAAAGUAGAAUGUCUUUAGUCUUUAAAUGUAUCCGCAUUUUCAAUAGUAACCUAUCAGCGAGGCAACAACUCCGUCUAAUAUAACCCAUACUCAUAUGAAUAUACGCUUUUGACUAACCGACUCGAGG
Messenger RNA from Daldinia loculata, 2264 nucleotides. RefSeq names its product amino acid permease/ SLC12A domain-containing protein. The transcript is spliced from 2 exons. Gene Ontology annotation, biological process: amino acid transmembrane transport. Bases 327 to 2003 code for a protein of 558 amino acids. Lineage: Eukaryota; Fungi; Ascomycota; Sordariomycetes; Xylariales; Hypoxylaceae. Gene Ontology annotation, cellular component: membrane. The record is from RefSeq and is a predicted model, not a curated record. Gene Ontology annotation, molecular function: amino acid transmembrane transporter activity.